UCUUCCCCUCCCUUGCCUCUCCCUGUACUUUGGACAUCUCUGUCUGUUCCGGGGCCGAGCAGCGGGCAGCGGCAGGCAAUGCAAUGAAGAGAUGCUCGGCGUUGGCCUUGGCGUCCGACUGCUAGGAGCUGCUGCCCCUGCGCAUCCAGUUCCUGCGCCACCAGGCAAAGUCCCCCUUCCACUCUCCUCCCUCCGCCGCCGCUGCUCCAGCUGGUGGUUCUCCAACGGCAACGCCCAUGAAAGAGACAGCGCCACCGCCAGCACGAGCAGCAGGGCGGCGAGGAAGUGGUGGUCCGACCCCGAGCCCAGCAAACAGGAGUACGGCUACUCUUCUCUAGAGGAUGAGGAGGAGGACGAUUACGAGGACGAGGAUGAGCCGGGGUUCCCCGGCUUGGGCGGUGCCGGAGAGCUGUUCGACGAGCCAUGGUUCUCCAAGGUCUUUAAAACGUAUGGGUUCCUGCUACCGGUGAUGCUGGUGUCAAUGCUUGCUGCAACAGGGCCCAAGGCCUUCCUUAUGGCCAUGGCGAUCCCACUUGGCCAGUCAGCCAUAUCGUUUCUCCUCGACGCCAUAUGGGGAAGGAGAAGAAGCAACCGCGAUGACAGGAGGAGACCAUUCCAAGAAGAAGAUGAGGAAGAAGAUGAUUACCCUGAGGAUACCACUGGCUUUGCAUCAGGUGGUCGGGGCAACAGAUACAGCAGCAGCAGCAGCUAUUAUGAGGGGAGGAGGAGGCAGCAAAGAUACCAGUCAUGGGUUUCUAACGAUUUUGCUGAUGCUGCCUCUGGUGCUGCUGCUGACGGUGAUAACAGCACCAAGAGCAGCAGCAGUGAAGGUGGCGAAGGCAACAAAAGCAGUGCCAACUUUGGAGGAUGGGAUGAACUACUAAAUUAUGACAAUGUUACCACCCAGGAGAAGAGCAGCAGCAGCUCAUUCUCAGCUGGUAAUGCUGAUUACAGCAAGAGACAGCGGCCUGCGGUGACUGGGGAGGAAGACACUGAUACUGCUGCUGCCGGCAGGGGAGCAGGACAGGGACUAGGAGCUCCCCCAGCAAGGAUGAGAAUGAGACGACGACGAGGAAUGCCAAGAACAACGGGACUGGGUAGUACCAGGUACAAGCAAGCGCCAAUCUUGAUGCGCUUGUUGGUGGCAGUCUUCCCGUUCCUGGGAUCAUGGUUCAGGCUGCUCUAACAUAUAUCUUGUGUUAUAUAGUUCAUGGUGGUUGGCUAUUCAUGAAUUCAGAGAAACAAAAAUACAAGUGACCCUAUGGCAGGAAGGGAAGGAUUAUAAUUAUGAAAUCUCCUUCAUCUCGUGCAUAGGCAGUCGCAGAAGUUUGGUCGGAAGGAACACAUGAUUCAGUCAGGCAGGAGCCAAAUGAAAUCAGAUGUGAAGCCAUGGAAGGAAGGAAGAAGCAUCGUAAAGAAGAUCGAUGAAUUCAAGCAGUGCACGUGCAGCAUCAGGUCUAUCUGCGGCUGCAUUCUUCAUUGAAAAAAAAGGCAGCAUCAGGUUUCUGCUGCUGCAUUCGUCAUUGAAAAGAAAAAAUUGCAGCAUCAGGUUUGCUGCUGCUGCAUGCACGAAGCUUUGCUUCCUUGUGCCGCUGAUAAAAUAUAGUAUGUAGUUGCGGUGAUUAUGGAACUGAUGGGAGCAAAGCGAGCGAUUUAUGUUUGAUGUGAAGCUGUUACUCUUGCACAAUGUUCUCUCUUGUGUGUAAGUGAUUGAUUGAGAUAUGGAAAAGGGGAGGGUAGUUCAUUAUGAAAGACAAAAUUGGAGAGAUGACUUGAGAUCAAAUCA
Molecule: messenger RNA, 1786 nt
Organism: Setaria italica (foxtail millet)
Lineage: Eukaryota; Viridiplantae; Streptophyta; Magnoliopsida; Poales; Poaceae
Exons: 2
Coding region: 92-1186 (364 amino acids)
Source: RefSeq, a predicted model, not a curated record